Messenger RNA from Hydractinia symbiolongicarpus, 1043 nucleotides. RefSeq names its product transcription initiation factor TFIID subunit 9B-like. The transcript has 6 exons. The record is from RefSeq and is a predicted model, not a curated record. NCBI's taxonomy places the organism in Eukaryota, Metazoa, Cnidaria, Hydrozoa, Anthoathecata, Hydractiniidae. Gene Ontology annotation, biological process: RNA polymerase II preinitiation complex assembly; DNA-templated transcription initiation. Gene Ontology annotation, cellular component: transcription factor TFIID complex; SAGA complex. Gene Ontology annotation, molecular function: RNA polymerase II general transcription initiation factor activity; transcription coactivator activity; protein heterodimerization activity. Bases 24 to 860 code for a protein of 278 amino acids.
UUAUCAUUAACCUCAUAUCCAAUAUGGCUUCCCAAGAAAGCUCAAGUAACGAAAAUGCUAACCAGCCUUCAAAAACAACACCGAAAGAUGCUCUUGUAAUGGCAGCAAUUUUAAAAGAAAUGGGUGUUACGGAAUUUGAACCACGAGUUAUAAAUCAAAUGGCUGAAUUUGCAUACCGUUACAUUACUGAUGUGGUCGAAGAUGCUCGAGUGUAUUCCUUUCAUGCAAAUCGAAAAAAUGUUAAUAUAGAUGAUAUUAAACUGGCUGUUUCACAGAAACUUGAUCAUUCGUUCACUUCCCCUCCUCCGAGAGAGUUUCUGCUUGAUAUUGCACGGAGUAAGAAUUCAUUACCAUUGCCACUUAUAGCAGACCGCAGUGGAAUUCGUUUGCCUCCAGAAAGAUAUUGUCUUACCUCCAACAAUUACAAGACUAAAUCAUCCAGAAAAGGUAAUCCAGCAAACCAAAGAAAGCAAAGUGCUUCCACUUCAAACAAAACAAAGAUCUCGUCAGUACCAGGAAAUAUAGCAACGCAAAAAAUGCAGCAUCAAACACAGCAACUACAACAACAACAGCAACACCAGUUGCAACUACAGCAACAACAACAACAACAACAACACCAGAUGCAACUACAGCAACAACAACAACAACAACACCAGAUGCAACUACAGCAACAACAACAACAACACCAGAUGCAACUACAACAACAACAACAAAUGCAGCAGCAGUCUCAAAUUCCUCGCAUGCAAAUACCGCGGAUGGAUCAGCACCAACAACUUCAACAACAAAAUCGCCCGCAACAAUCUUUAUUUCCUGCAAUGUUGAAACGUAAACAUGAAGGAGACGAUGAUUAUGAUACUUGAGCACGUCAAUCCGUAAACAACGAGAACCGAGAAAAAUAUGGCUGAUGAGCUCGUCGAUACACGCGCACAUUUAGCAUGAUUUCCAGUUGUAAACAAAUGAUAAUGGUCUUACCUGGGCUAAAUAAGCUUUUGAAAACGUUUGUAAAUAUAUGUAAGUAAUAAAAAACUUCGUCCGUUACACAA